Molecule: messenger RNA, 4355 nt
Organism: Amoebophrya sp. A120
Lineage: Eukaryota; Dinophyceae; Syndiniales; Amoebophryaceae
Source: the annotation of a GenBank genome assembly
AGGCUCUACCUAGCGACAACCUCUACCAUCUUUUACACACACGACACCACAAUCACAAAAGCAACAUAUUAUCAAAGUCAACAACGCAUAGCGCGGUAGAUAAAAUUGAAAACAAAUAAAUCUGUGUGCUGCUGGAAGCUCGCAUAUUAAAGGGAGAAUGCGCCAGCACGGACGAGCAACACCAACAAACGACAAAGCACAUAAGAAGUCCUCUGGGAUCAUAAAUUUUAACGUCUAAAAAUUUCGGUAAAAACUGCUUCAAACGAAAGUGAUCAUGGGCGACGUCGAACUUGCUGACGCGGAGGUUCUGAACCCCGCCACCACUCCGUACCAGCAAGGCGCCAAGCCUCUGCAAAUUGUCCACGUGGACUUACAAACGAACGAGGUGAAGGUGAAUAAACCGAAUCUGGAAAGGAUCGCCCAAAACCUGCGGGAUGCUGGCGCGGAAAAGAUCUCGGUCGUCUCCGUUAUGGGGGCCUACAGAACGGGGAAGAGCUUUUUGCUCGACCUGUUUUUGCGGUAUCUGGAAUACGAACAGGCGAGCAGCACGCGGGCGUCGACAAGCAGCGCCUCGUCCGCCUCGGAGUCCGCGAGCAGUAAGGACCCAAUAGACGACAGAAGUUUCGUCAGCGAGUUCACCAUACCGGCCUGGAUGAAAGCGGCAGGUGAAUAUUGAAGCCUUUAUUUUUUCGGGUCAUUUUCGAUCGAUUUCGAUGCUAUCAAACCACUGCAUUUCUUGCUGCUACGAGGAAGAGGAUUCAAAUGUUUUUUUCUAGUUUUUGCCCUUCCUCGUAGUACAACUCGUCGUCAGAAGCUCGAGCUGUUUGUUGCACACUAUUUUUUUACGAUGAUGAAACUGAAAGUGCAACCCAACAAGAAAGAUCGCGACACAACAUCCACAUCCACGUGAACAAAAAAAACAGGCAAGCUGAGCGAAGCAUCCGACGGCACCACGCCCCGCGAUCCGGUCGCCGCUGCAGCGCAGAUAUGGAUUGAAAAAAUGUCUGGGUCUGGAAGGUUGGAACCUGUAAUGCUGUCUUUGGAAUCUAGAAAAAUCUGUAUUGCAUGACCAGCAAAAGUAAAAAUGUAAUUCUUCCUGCGCGGAGAGGGCAUUUGUCAGGCGGAAUAGGUAUCAAGAAGCCAUUAAAAAGUCUGUGAUGCUAGGGCACGCAUCACAGGCAUCAUGGCUCAUGCAAAACGUGCAUGACAAGUCUCAGAAUCUUCCAGACCCAGACACUUUUGCACUUGAUAGCAGAAGCGCUCGCCGCGCGGUUUCAGCUGGCGCGGUAUGCAUUGCAAAAGUAUCGUACUAGUAGAAAUAGCAUUACAAAUUUUUCCACAAGGAAAAAUGGAAUUUGUAAUGCUGAAUAAGCUAAGGAACCAGAUUUGUCAUGCAAGACUGCAAUUACUACGAGUGCGAUGCUUUUGCACAGGAUACGCGGGGGCGCGAGUAGGUGCACGGAGGGCAUGUGGAUAUGGCCGCAGCCGUUCAUCAAGACUCUGACGGUCACAGAAAACGUCUCCAGCAACGAGGACGAGGAAGUGUUCGUGAAAAGAAAAGUCCGGGUCGGCUUGCUCAUCAUGGACACACAGGGGGCGUUUGAUAGGUACCGCUACUGGAAAAAAUGUUAGUACUUAUUUGUGUGUAGAUAGUCUUGAUAAAAUACUCUUUCUCGGAAGAAGAUACCUACUAGAAGGAGUUGAAAGAUACCUAGAAUGGGAUCCUUGUGGCAGCAGGAUGUUCACCUAAGUCUCCCCCUCUAAAGUGAACGUGGAGUCUAAGGAGGUUAUUUUAUAAAAAAGAAUGAAAAUCUCACAGUCAAACGACGAAGCAACAGUCCGCGACAAUUUUCGGCCUGACCACCGCCUUAUCUUCCAAGCAGCUGUACAACAUCCAGGGUAGGAUAGGAGCCGACACCGUCGAGCACAUGCACUACUUUUCGGAAAUGGCCGUGGCGGCAAGCAGGCAGGGGAGCCACGACCAGGCGAAGAAACUGUCCAAGCCCUUUCAGUAUUUGGAGUUGGUCGUGAGAGACUGGCCCUGCUUCGACGACGAGACCUUCGAGGACGAAGCGGUCUGCCGGGCCUACAAUGUGCGAAAACAGCCCCCCGCGGGGGAGAGGUGGAGCGUGGACCUGUGCGAGAAGCAGAUGCAGUGGCACUUGGACCAGCACUUCGGUACUGAAGAUGUAGUUGAUGGUUUACUUGAGAAACAAAUUUCAGACACUGACUGUGUAUAUGGAAUCAGACUGCGCGGUCGAAUUUGAACUUCUUUCACGAUGUUGUCAACUAGAAGGAUGUACACAUCGUCAAAACGAACCAUGAGAACUUCGCAUGGUGGUAUUAAAAGCAAGGCAUGAUCUUUCACCGGCCCCCGCGUGACCACACCGACUGCGGCAACAUCAUUACAACAGGUUCCGACGUGAAGGAGCGGGAAUCUAUCGAAACGCUGUACGAAAUGUUCGAUGACAUCAAGGCCUGGCUCUACCCCGCGCCAGGAUUAAAAGUUUCCGAGAGUAAGAAGCGCAAGUGGGACGGGACCCUGGAGGAAAUAGAUGAGGACUUCGUCCGCUUCGUCGACCUCCACUGCCGCCGGACCUUCCGGGAGGUGCGAACACAACGGGUGUUCGGGACGGAUUUGAGUCCGGACACCUUUGUCGACAUCGUGGAAACGCUGGUCGGGGCCUUUCAAGGCAUGGAGGUUUCCCAGAUGAGCAUGGUGGAGGCCAUCGGGAAGGUAGAGAUUGAUAGGAAUAAAGAAACAGCUGACUUUGUCAUCCAUGCAGCGUCACCCUGCCAAAGCCAAUUUCUCAUGCACGACAGGGAUAUGAGUUUGAGUAUGUGAAACAAAACAAGAAAAAACAUCUUCUUCAGGCCAAGAACCUCGCCAGCAAGGACGAGGCUGGGAAAGUGUACAAAAAGCACAUGGAUAAAAUCAUGUCUGCCGUACAGGCAAGGACAGGAAAAGACAUGGACGAGCUCCAGAAGGACCACACAGCAGCAUGGAAAAAAGCAAUCGAGGUAUUAAGUACUAUGGCUAUCACAUUCACGCAUUUAUUUUUCAGCACGAGAGAAUUUCCAUUUCGUUCUGUGAUCGAGUCGUGUGGAUCUCAGAAAGAGAACAAACACAAAUGCUUUAAUAUGUCAAAAAUUAUCAGUUUUACGACGAUUCCGCGACUUUCGGCAAUGUGGACGAGAUAAGUGCGUCCAAGGAGGCGCUUUUGAAAGACCUCGAUUUGAUGUGGGAGCAGGUGAAGGAGGAGAAUAACCGAAGAAUGGAGAAGGCCCUCACCGCCUUCGCGGGCAUCGCCUGUGUCGCGUUCACGGCCCUGAUUCUCGAUAAGAUGUCCGACUACACCUGCGACUGGUGGAGCGACACGUGCGUGCAGGCAAGCAAAAUCCUCGUGCUCUUUUACACCGCGGUGCUCGGGAUACUGGGGUGGCAGGUGAAUUUAUUCGUAGUUGUUGCUGCGUCGUAUAAUUUUUACAUGGAAAAACAUGUCAGUGUCAGUCUACUGCUUUUGUACUAUUAACGGAUGAGGAGUAGGGGAUUUACGGACGUGUUUCGUGGUCUCAAUCUGCGAACAAGGAAUCACGUAUCAAUUUUUUAUUUCAACUUCAGAUUUACAAGCUGCUCCAGACCCGGGGGCAGGCUGCUGUGGGCAUUGCGGUGAUCGAACUGGUAUGCAUUGCAAAAGUACUUAUCGUAUUCGUAUAAAUGCAAUACAAAUUUUCUCAGCGUGAGAAAUAAAAUUUGUAAUGCAGAUUUAGCUUAAGAAAGGGAUUUGUAAUGCAUGACUGCAAUACGAGUACGAUACUUUUGCACAGGAUAACUGGGCAAGCAGUGCGUCGUUUUGAGCCACCAGUGCUCCGUAUCCUGAGUAAAAACGUACCCACACCAGAGUUGUAAUGCAAAUCUGCAUGCUGAAAAUGUUUCUCAUGCGGAGCUCCAUGAGAAGCAUUUUCUAGUCGUGUUUUGCAAUUUGUCAUGCUCCAAUCAGCAUGGUAUGCUAGAUCUCUGAUGCUGCUGAGCUAGCUCAAACAGCACUACACUACGAAUCCAAAUUUGUCAUGCAAAACAGCCAAAACUUGUGGAUUUGUCUAGCCGAUUCCCCAUCUUGACUCUGGUGUGGGUACGUUUUUACUCAGGAUACUCCGACAAGGUUGUCUACUACGUGAAAAAUAUUGACGUCGCCAAGAAGGACGCACAGAAGGCGUACGAGUACGUCCAGAAAGCCUACGUCGAGCCGUUUUUGGUACCUGCCGGGGCCGCGGACAGCACUGCAACCACUUCCCCAACGAAGAAGACCGGGUCACCAAAACGCGGCGCUGCGAAGGCAAAGAAGGGCGACUGA